Molecule: messenger RNA, 4676 nt
Organism: Trachemys scripta elegans
Lineage: Eukaryota; Metazoa; Chordata; Testudines; Emydidae
Gene: SLC5A12
Product: solute carrier family 5 member 12
Exons: 15
Coding region: 333-2234 (633 amino acids)
Biological process (GO): transmembrane transport; sodium ion transport
Cellular component (GO): membrane
Molecular function (GO): symporter activity; lactate transmembrane transporter activity
Source: RefSeq, a predicted model, not a curated record
CAUUUAUUUCUCAGAGAGCCUGAAUGCUUCCUUGGUACAUACUUGAUUAGCAGACUGACAAGCACAUUGAUAGGACCAGGGUACAAAUGUACAUAGUUCCUUUAAGACUCUAUCUAAACCAAUUUCUUUUGUAAUACUUUUGAAUGAACUGGAUCAAAAGCUCAUAGUUGGUCCUUGGAUCAUACUCUUCCUGCUUUUUUAAUUUUUAGCAUUGAUAAGCUUUGGAAACAUCUCUCUUAUUAGGAAGGAGCUAAUUGCUUCUGUGAAUUAGAUUUAGAAAAAAAAAAAAAAAAAAACUCACCUAGAUAUCGGAGAAUUAUCCAGUUGGCACUAUGUCCAAGUUCGUAGCUCCCGACAUUAAAAACUUCGUGGUGUGGGACUAUGUUGUUUUUGCUGCACUCUUUCUAAUUUCUUCUGGCAUUGGUAUCUUUUUUGCAAUUAAGGAGAGGAAAAAUGCAACUUCAAAGCAAUUUUUAGUAGGUGGUAAGCAGAUGACAUGCGGACCAGUGGCAUUGUCCCUUACAGCUAGUUUCAUGUCUGCAGUGACUGUUCUGGGAACACCAGCAGAGGUAUAUCGCUAUGGAGCGCCCUUCAUUAUUUUCUUUAUUUCAUAUACGUUUGUCAUCAUCUUUACUUCUGAACUUUUCCUACCCAUAUUCUACAGAUCUGGGAUUACAAGCACUUAUGAGUAUUUGGAGUUAAGAUUUAACAAGUCUGUUCGCUUUGCUGCAACACUGAUCUACAUAGUGCAGACGAUUCUUUAUACUGGAGUAGUGGUUUAUGCUCCAGCAUUGGCUCUUAACCAAGUGACAGGAUUUAAUCUUUGGGGCUCUGUAUUUGCAACGGGAAUUGUCUGCACUUUCUACUGCACUCUGGGAGGAUUAAAAGCUGUUGUCUGGACAGAUGCAUUUCAACUGGUUGUCAUGGUGGUUGGUUUCUUAACGGUUCUGAUUCAAGGAACUAUUCAGAAUGGAGGACCUAACAACAUCUGGGAGAAUGCCAACAAUGGAUCGCGCCUAGCAGUAUUUGACUUUGAUGUAGAUCCUUUAAGGCGACACACCUUUUGGACAAUCGCAAUUGGGGGAACCUUUACGUGGUUAGGAAUCUAUGGAGUUAAUCAGUCCACAAUACAGAGAUGCAUUUCCUGCAAAUCAGAAAAGCAAGCUAAACUUGCACUGUACCUUAAUUUAGUGGGACUCUGGGUAAUCCUAGUGUGUGCAGUCUUUUCAGGCUUGGUGAUGUAUGCCCAUUUUAAGAACUGCGAUCCUUGGACUGCUGGUUUCAUUUCAGCACCUGAUCAGCUGAUGCCUUAUUUUGUUAUGGACAUAUUUUCAACAAUGGCAGGACUCCCCGGACUCUUUGUUGCAUGCGCAUUCAGCGGAACCCUCAGCACUGUGGCUGCAAGCAUAAAUGCUCUAGCAACAGUAACAUUUGAGGAUUUUGUCAAGUACCGUUUUCCAAAUCUCUCUGAAAAAAUGAGCACCUGGGUCAGCAAAGGUUUAUGCAUAGUAUUUGGAGUGCUGUGUACUUCCAUGGCUGUGGCAGCAUCACUUCUGGGAGGAGUUGUCCAGGCUUCACUCAGCAUUCAUGGCAUGUGUGGGGGGCCCAUGCUAGGAUUAUUUACACUGGGAAUUGUGUUUCCUUGUGCUAAUUGGAAGGGUGCCGUAGGAGGCCUAUUGACUGGGAUCACCAUAGCAUUUUGGGUUGCUAUUGGAGCUUUUAUUUACCCAGCACAACCUUCAAAGGCCCGCCCUCUGCACUUAUCAACAGCCAACUGCAUUCUAGCUAAUAACACAGAGAUGAUAACUACAUUGGCUCCUACUCUCCCUCCAAUCAGGCCUCAACUGGCAGAUACCUGGUAUUCCUUGUCCUACCUUUACUACAGCGCUGUGGGCUGUUUAGGGUGCAUUAUUGCAGGCCUUCUGAUAAGCUUUUUAACAGGCCCUGAUAAAGGAAAAGAUUUGAAACCAGUGUUAAUAAGUCCUGUCUGCAACUUGUUUUGUUUUUGGUCUAAAAAAUACAAAACAUUAUGCUGGUGUGGCGUGCAGCACGACAGCACAACAAUUCCUGAGGACUCUGAAAACAAUCUGUAUAAAGAUGGUGCAAAGAAGGCAGUGACAGAUGAGCCCCUCCAGAAUGGUUUCAACAAAGAAACCCAGAGUCAUUUACCUGGUUAUAAUCAUCAUGAAAAAUCCUACACCAAUACGAGCAUAGAGACAGAAUCCUACUUCUAGCGGCUGCUGGGGAAAAAAUCCAACGUCUCAUGGAAAUCAAACUGCAUUGCUCCAGCUUUAGAAAACAAGGACUGUAUCUAGCCUGUCAGUUGUAUUUUACUAAGUCCUGGGUGACCAGAGCAGCAUAUGGUUGUCACUGCAGAGAGAGAGGUAAAAGCCAGAUUCAAUUUUAGUUAUGAAAUACAUAUUAAAACCAGGGCAUCCAUUCUUUAAAGACACUGUGAUGCUGGUGUAUCAGGAGAGAUGAAAAAACCGAAGCUUAUUAUGAAAAUUUCUAUUACAUGUUUAGCAAAAGAUGUGCAUUAAUGUUGGUGCUGUGGCCAAAUUCCAAUCUGAGCAAGUAUAGUCCAUCUGUCAACAAUUUAUUUUGGAAAAUCCAACGAUCCAGAGGCAUCCCUUCCUUUUAGUCCCAAACUAGGAUGUAGUGCUGCUGUUCACCUCACUUAUGGAUGAGGUGAUAUCUGUAUCUGCUGUUAUUUUCUCCCACAACCAUCUCUGUGCUUUCCCCCACAUCCCUCCUUAUGCAGUUAGACACAGAACAUCCUUCCUGGUUGGAAAAUCCUUUCCACAUUCAAAUCUCCCCUGAAGACCUGCUUCUACCAGAACACAUAUUGGCCUUGAGCUGGCCAACAACCUGGGACAUUUGAUUAUAGAACAAACAAUGAAUGUUAUCAAGCCAUAGCCAAUCACAACCAUUUUACUUGUAGGUCAGGCUUCUUUCUCAUACUCACUCUCUGGUCAUUUUCACUUUGUAAGGCGCUCUGAAGUGGAUUGGCCUGUGAAGUUGGUGGUGAGCGAGGCUGAAGGAAAUAUGAGGACUCACUCAACCAACAGAAAGAUGAUGAACAUUUUUUCCCUCAGAUAUAUGCCUUUUCUAAACUCUAAUGGCAGCAGUAUCCAUCAGAAUGCAUUGACAUAUGGAACAAUAAAAAGUUGGAUAUUUGGUACAGAGGACACCGCUCCUUUGCUGAAUGAGCUCCCACAUUAGCAGAGCCAUCAUUCUCCCCUCAUUGCUCCCCACUUCUUGGCAAGCUGGCUCCACGCUGUCCAAUAGCAUGUUGGUCCAGUUGGAAGGAUAAGUUCUGAGGAUUUGGUCCAGUUUGUCAUAGAAUGGACAUGUUUUCCCAGUCUGACCCAGACCUUAUUAUUGUCCUGGGCCUUGUUAUAAUGGCCUUAAGUCCCUCCUUAGAGAGAUGCCCAUCUCAGGUAGUCGCUCAGACACCCAGCCAUACAUCCAUCUAUUCUCAAUGCCUGAGUUCAACUGUGCCUGACUUGCCUCAUCUACCCAGGUGGCCAUCAGUGCCCACAUAUCAGCUUCAGAUCAGCUGGCAGCACAGUCAUUAGAACUGUGAAGACAUGCUAUCCAAAGAAAUUGAUUUCUGGGGAAAUAGCACGCAGUGUGCACAGUGGUACAUGCAAGGAUAAGUAGCUUCCAGAAACCAUGACCGCUGUGCAGUGCAGUUCAGAAAAUGGACCAGACAGACCAUCUAAUCAGUGACCUGUGCACUAUGGACUGGUAGUGGGGGAAUUAUUUGCACCAUAGAGACUAUUAUUCCAGUGUUACCCAUCCAUAUGGACACUGCAUUAUUGGAAUUUGGCACAGCAGAGAACCACAUGGUGGUUUGAAGCCAGUCUAAUCCAAAUGGCACUAUGAACAUGAGUGCAUUGUUGGGAGUAACUCUAUAUGUGGACAUGAGGUGUAUUGCAGGUGUGUCAGGGAACUAAGCGGCAGUUCGCAUGGCACAUUUCUGCAGUAUUGAUAAGGCCUUCAUUAGGAAAAAUAAAUGUUUGCUAGUUCUCCCAAUGAAUGAGUCCAUUUGCUUGACUAGGGAUCAGUUUGGCUAAGGACUGACAUACUGUUGGGACUGACAUUCUGAGUCAUGGGUAAAUUCACUUCAUUAUUUCUUUUGUGGUCCUCUUAGUGGCUCAACUCUGCUUGCUGGUGCCAGACUUCUUUCCUCCCUGCAUACAGAUCCCUUUCUGCUCUGCCCCUACACCUGACAUUCUUUCUACUUCUGUGGAACAUCCUUCCUCAGGUGGUUAGCAAGGCAAUGACUGUAUGUGGAAGUUUUAUUAAAAUAGCUGACAAAUUUAUGACAUAUAGGAGUGUAAGCUAAGCCACUAAUAACUGUUGUGCUUCAGGAUGUGAACUAAUUCCUUGCAGGGGUGAGUAACGAAAUCACUCUCAACACUUCACCAUAAAUAGUACUCUACAGCCUGAUGGUGCAUUAUGUAUUAUUUCAUCCACUGGCAGAAGCAGGAUAUUAGGCUAGAGGGCCAACGGUUGCAUUUCGUAUAGCACCUCCUGCCACAUGGUCAAUUGUUGCAUAGCGAUAGCUGUACUGUGAGGCAAUAAGAGCCAAUUUUAUAAUUUCUCAAGAUUUUUAGAAAUGUAUUCAUUGCAAUUUCCUCCUAUGCUAAGAGUCUUCUCAAAUUCUGUAU